Messenger RNA from Sphaerodactylus townsendi, 1525 nucleotides. It is a transcript of the gene ARPC2, whose product is annotated as actin related protein 2/3 complex subunit 2. The coding region runs from base 189 to 1091 and encodes 300 amino acids. Gene Ontology annotation, molecular function: structural constituent of cytoskeleton; actin filament binding. NCBI's taxonomy places the organism in Eukaryota, Metazoa, Chordata, Lepidosauria, Squamata, Sphaerodactylidae. The record is from RefSeq and is a predicted model, not a curated record. Gene Ontology annotation, biological process: Arp2/3 complex-mediated actin nucleation; actin filament polymerization. Gene Ontology annotation, cellular component: Arp2/3 protein complex; actin cytoskeleton. The transcript has 10 exons.
GUGCCGGCUCGGCGGAGGUGGGUGGGGAGCGUGUGGCGGAAGCGGCUGGAGUCGGGCGGGUCCCCGGUGCGGCGCGCUUCUCGGCUCGGUGGUUUCUUUUUCCCCUCCCCGCCCCUCCUCCUCUCCUCCUCCUCUCCCCGCCCGGCUUCCGCACCCCUCCUCACCUCGUCCCGCCCGUGGCCGUCGCCAUGAUCCUGCUGGAGGUCAACAACCGCAUCAUCGAGGAUACACUCGCGCUCAAGUUCGAGGGCGCGGCCGCCGGAAACAAGCCUGAGGCUGUAGAGGUAACAUUUGCAGACUUCGAUGGAGUCCUGUACCAUAUUUCCAAUCCAAAUGGUGAUAAAACAAAAGUUAUGGUCAGUAUUUCUCUGAAAUUCUACCGAGAGCUCCAGGAACAUGGUGCUGAUGAGUUGUUGAAGAGAGUGUAUGGAAACUACUUGGUAACUCCAGAGUCUGGUUAUAAUGUCUCUUUGCUAUAUGACUUGGAGAACCUUCCUGCUGCCAAAGACUCUAUCGUGCAUCAAGCGGGCAUGCUGAAGCGGAACUGCUUUGCCUCUGUCUUCGAGAAGUAUUUCAAAUUCCAGGAAGAGGGGAAAGAGGGGGAGAAGAGAGCAGUCAUCCAUUACCGGGAUGAUGAGACGAUGUAUGUUGAAUCAAAGAAAGACCGUGUCACAGUUGUUUUUAGCACGGUAUUUAAGGAUGAUGACGACGUAGUGAUUGGAAAGGUGUUCAUGCAGGAGUUUAAGGAGGGUCGUCGUGCUAGCCACACAGCCCCCCAGGUGCUCUUCAGCCACAGGGAACCUCCCUUGGAGCUCAAAGAUACUGAUGCAGCAGUAGGAGACAACAUCGGAUACAUCACCUUUGUGCUGUUUCCCCGCCACACCAAUGCUGCUGCCAGAGACAACACCAUCAAUUUGAUUCACACAUUCCGAGACUACCUGCACUAUCACAUCAAAUGCUCCAAGGCUUACAUUCACACGCGCAUGAGAGCAAAAACAUCAGACUUCCUCAAAGUGCUGAACCGUGCCCGACCAGAUGCGGAAAAGAAGGAAAUGAAAACAAUCACGGGGAAGACCUUUGCAUCUCGUUAACAGCUGCAAUGAGGUGGAGUCAGACAUCUGUGGCAGAAGGCUGGAGCACUUGCUACCUGAUAAUCGUAGCUUUUAAACAUUGCACCUCUCUGGGCUCUUAAGGAAAUAAAUCCAAUCGGGUUCUGUUUUCUACACAAGUUUGGGAAGUGAUCUGCAAAAUCGAGCUGUGCUUGCAAGGACUUAAUAGUUCAAACAAAAAAAACAAACAAACCUUAAUUUCAUUUUGAUCAACUUUACUUUCUUUCCUCUUCCCAUCUCCCCUUUUUCAAGCUGUUUUGCUUUGCAAUAUGUUUACUGGUAAUGAGUUGCAGUAUUUCUUAUGAGGAUAAUGCAAUAUUAACUUGUUUUUUUCUUCCGAGUAUUUGAGUUCACAACUCCUGUAUCUGAAGAAAUAUUGUUGGGAUUCAUUAAUAAAGGAGAUCUUUCUAUCUUAA